AUGCCCACUUCACAUUUCUCCAUUAUCAAUAACAGUGGUGAAGGUGUAGACGUAUCAGCUGUGAUUGAUGAAAUCAAUAUUCUUAGUUUUAAGUUCGUAGCAAGUCAAGAUCGUGAGUGUGUGAAACGAGAUUUAGAUUUGAUUGAUCAUUCUGGUGUCGUUAUGCAAUUGACACUAUGGAACAAAGCAGCUGAGGAUUUUCACGAAGAUGUAUUUGGUCAAACUUUUAUCAAAAAGGCAUUAGUGAAGAAGUGGAAUGAUUAG
Messenger RNA from Cylicocyclus nassatus, 264 nucleotides. The record is from the annotation of a GenBank genome assembly. Lineage: Eukaryota; Metazoa; Nematoda; Chromadorea; Rhabditida; Strongylidae.